CCGUGCAGUGCCGUGCGGCUCAGGAAGAGGCUCCGCGCCGCUCAAGCUGAAGGCUGCUCCGGCUGAAUGAAGGGCUCCGUCCAUGCGGAGGCUAGCGCUCAUUCUGCUGCCCUGUGCUGUCGCCGUCCUGGUGCACUUGUGGUUGGCACAACGACCCUCCUCCACGCCGCUGGACAACAACACACGCUCCGAUGAAUCGGUCCCUUUCUAUGAAGUUUUGGUGGGAGUGUUGUCAGCGAGACACCACUACGAACUGCGACAAGCGAUAAGGGAGACCUGGCUGGGCUACCUCCGAGAUCACCCUCUCUACCAGAGCAGAGUGGGGGUGAAGUUCAUCGUGGGCGAACAUGGGUGUCCCAUUCCAGAGGAGGACAGAGAGGAUCCGUACUCCUGCUCCCUCCUGAACUUCACGCAGCCAGUGGCAGGCCGGGAUGCGGAGAUAGAGAUCGUGAGGGUGUCCGACCCCUCGGCGCUCGCCCCCUCUGACGUGUCGGCCAUCGCCUUGGAUUUCAAGGUCCUCCACCCGGUGGUGAUCACCAGGCUCGGGGUGUUUCCCAGCGGGAGCCAGCCAGAGCUUCAGAGCAAUGUGACGGUGAAGCUUCUCCAGCUGGACCAGGAGGAGGCUGUGGUCACUGCUCGCUUCAGUGCCAUCAGCACAGGGACCAUGGUGAGCGGGCUGUGGUACAAACCAGUGGAGCAGUUCAUCUUGCCUAAGGGUUUUGAGGGGACGCUGGUUUGGGAGAAUAUGGCCUCUGCUGGAUUGACGACGGUCAACUCCUCUGUGCCGCUCAAUGAUGGUGGAGGAGUCCUCAAGAUCUCAUCUAUCGCAGAGGGCGUCUUGCCUCAUAGAAGUGCGCUUGGAUUUCCCGGUUUGGCUGGAGGGUUCACAUUUACUAUCUACGAUGAAGACGGCCUGUCGGGGCUCCUGCGGGGCCGCCCGGCCAGGAUGGAGCGCCACGCCUCCAGGCUGAGGCAGGAGGACGCCGCCUUGCAGCAGGAGAGCCUCAGGCACGGCGACAUGGUGUUCGUGGACGUGGUCGACACCUACAGGAACGUGCCUUCCAAACUGCUUCAGUUCUAUAAAUGGUCUGUGGGAAACGCUGACUUUAACCUGCUGCUGAAGACUGAUGAUGAUUGUUACAUCGACGUGGACUCGGUAUUAAUGAAAAUUGACCAUAAGGGUCUCAAGCGCAGCAAUUUCUGGUGGGGGAAUUUCAGGCAGAGCUGGGCAGUGGACCGCAUUGGGAAGUGGCAGGAGCUGGAGUACGCUAGUCCAGCGUACCCGGCGUUUGCCUGCGGCUCGGGCUACGUGGUCUCUCAUGACCUGGUCCAGUGGCUCGCCAGCAAUGCAGAUAAACUGAAGGCCUAUCAGGGAGAAGAUGUGAGCAUGGGGAUAUGGAUGGCAGCUGUUGGACCACAGAAAUAUCAGGACCCCGGCUGGCUGUGUGAGAAAGAGUGCUACCUGGACAUGCUGUCGUCACCCCAACACACCGCCGAGGAGCUGCUCACCCUCUGGGACAGGAAGAGGGCCUGUGGAGACCCCUGUGGUUGUCCCUGGGGCCACUAAAUGUGACUCACAAUCACCACACGGCACUGUGGGUAAAAUGCAAACUGAGUAGUUUCAGAGUUUUAUCAGUUACAAUUUUAUGAUGAAACAAUUCGAGUUUUGAAAUGUGGGCACUUCUUGUGGGGAAAUAAUCUUAAAAGCUUUUAGAUUUCAUUGCAGGUUCUUAAUAUUCACAUCAACGUCAUAAAACAGUUGCAGCUGUAGCAUUGCGUCAGCAUUUGUAUCAUGAACUCAGUUCUUAUAUUUGAGAUUGUCUGUUCCACUGAAGACGUUUUUAAUGUGCACAACGUCUGGAUUAAAAGAAGCUUUAGUUAUGUGAUAAGGACAAGAACCAUCUGCAGUACCAGCAUGUGCUGGUCCUCAUGUAAACAAUCACUGCUGUAAGACUUGAGUACUCUGUAAUAUUGUAAUUAUUGGCACCCUGAUACUUGACUUAAACCUUGUGGUUUAAAGGGGAUGUUUGAUGGAGUGACUGCUUUACAUUGCUAUGUUUUGUAAAUUCUUGUCUCGAGCUUUUCACCCUCUUCACCUUUUUGUAGAUUCACGACAAGCGUUCUCACAAACACAGUUCAAACUGUGUGUGUGUGUGUGUGUGUGUGUGUGUGUGUGUGUGCGCAAAUAGUGAUCUGGCCUUACUGUAUUUGUUAGGCGUCACACUGUAUGUAUGUUAACACUUGUGAUAUCCACACAUAUUUGAAUAAGCGUGUUUGCAACAAAAUAUUUUGGAGCUUGAGCAAGCAGUCGGAGUGACUGUGAAAAAGACUCACUUGUUUAACACUGCUUUUAUGAAACCCUUCUCACAGGUAAUAAAGUACACUGAAGAGAGAUGAAUGACUUCCUCGUUUGUUUUUUUUGGGGACGUGGCGCACGGUAAAGUCACGGGGGUUGCUGAUUCUGUGUUGGAUCCAUGUUGUGCCUGAAGCAUUGUUUUAGCCAUUAGUGCUGCUCAGUCAGCAAACGGACUUUGCUCGUGCUGUUACAGAAGUCGGCUUCUUCGACUUGAAAGGAAUAUGAAAUCACUUUGAUGUCUAUUGGGGAUUGUUUUCCUGAGACAGUGGCUCAGACGCCGCUGGAAUGAUGAACAGGGAAACCCGUGGAGUGUUGUUGGCCCCAAAUUGAUCCGCGCCUUCAUGUCGAAUCAUCAGCACUGAACACAUCCAGCCGUCAACUCGUACUCAUUGUACCUCUUUAAAAAGCUUGGAAUUAAGUAAAUGUGGUGAUUUCUAUGAGCCUGCAGUGAUUUGUUUGUCUGUUAAAGUUUAGCCAUGUUAUGAUUGAGUCACUAGAGUUAGAUUAGCCUUUCUCUGUGUGGUAAAUAGUGAAAGAUGAUGCUGAGUAUUUUACUAAUGGGGGAUAAUACAAGUCGUUUGUUUUAUUUAGGCCUGCCAUUCCUCUUUCUCCUCAGCCUCCCGAUCUUAUCCUUUUCGCCGCCACUCCUUCAGUGAGCUGCAUUAUAACAAAAAUCAUAUCUGCAUCUGUUCCGAUCUCCUACGUCGAUAAGGACGGGGGUGGGGGGAGCGCCCUCAUCUCAGCUCAAGUGCUCCUGAAGACGAAGUUAUUGAAGUGGUCUGAAGUUUGAUGAGCGCUGUGGGGAUAUUGUCACUCACCUAUGUAGAAUUUAUAUAUUAUCAGCAUUGUUUAUUUCCAGAGAUGUGCUUCAAAUCUUCUGCCUCCUUGGUUCUGUUGGUGUGUAUGAGUUCUGUUCUCUCAUUCAUACCCAUCCAAGCAGGCAAUCAAAUCAACCACAUCAUAAUAACUUGAGACAAAUUGUUCAAUGUUUGCAGCCUCUGUCUAGGCAUGUAAAUUUAGCUGUUUGCGACUUUUUAAGACUUCAACUCACCUCAUUUGCUGCCAAUAUACAAUGACUGUACAUCAUGUGGAGAGUACUAUUCUGCGGAUUAGUGCCUCAUAUUUUCAAGGAAUAAAAAUGCUGUGAAAUAAUGCGUCAAAGGGGAACACCACUCAAUAAUUCCUUUGUUCUGUGUGAGAUCAAUAUUUGUGAGCAUGAAGUCUCCCAAAGCUGGAUGUUUAAAGAUUGAUCACAACAAAAAAAGUAUUUUGACUACACAAGUACUUAGUGAGUAUUCUUACUCACUAAGAUCUCAGCUUAGUGAGGAAGAAUAUCUGAUUCAUCCGUAUGUUUGAUAUAAAUAAACCCCACACAUUUUGAAUCAUCUGCCCUUAAGCAAGUGUGUAAUCUUUUCCAAGAGACAUCGAGAGUACAAUUCCCUGAACCACUGACUUAUUUUCACUCUAUUAAUAUUUUGCCAGGAAAGUGCAAUCAUCCGUUUAGCCUCUGACGAGCACUGCUCUGAGAAAACAGAAAUAACUUGAGCGCUUGAGUUAAUUGUAUUUAUAAAAUCCUUUUCAUCUCGAGUCUCACCUCUUCCUAAAACUCAUUGCUCUGCAGAUU
This is a messenger RNA of Anarrhichthys ocellatus (wolf-eel), 3980 nucleotides long. It is a transcript of the gene b3galnt2, whose product is annotated as beta-1,3-N-acetylgalactosaminyltransferase 2. Gene Ontology annotation, molecular function: UDP-glycosyltransferase activity; hexosyltransferase activity. The record is from RefSeq and is a predicted model, not a curated record. NCBI's taxonomy places the organism in Eukaryota, Metazoa, Chordata, Actinopteri, Perciformes, Anarhichadidae. Gene Ontology annotation, cellular component: Golgi membrane. Gene Ontology annotation, biological process: protein O-linked glycosylation. Bases 83 to 1567 code for a protein of 494 amino acids. The transcript is spliced from 12 exons.